Salvia splendens (bonfire salvia) is the source of this 1054-nucleotide messenger RNA. Its product is annotated as MADS-box transcription factor 23. Gene Ontology annotation, molecular function: protein dimerization activity; DNA-binding transcription factor activity; RNA polymerase II transcription regulatory region sequence-specific DNA binding. The transcript is spliced from 9 exons. The coding region runs from base 195 to 953 and encodes 252 amino acids. The record is from RefSeq and is a predicted model, not a curated record. NCBI's taxonomy places the organism in Eukaryota, Viridiplantae, Streptophyta, Magnoliopsida, Lamiales, Lamiaceae. Gene Ontology annotation, biological process: positive regulation of transcription by RNA polymerase II. Gene Ontology annotation, cellular component: nucleus.
AAAUUGAAAUUUCUCACUCCUCUUUUUGUUUCUCUCUCCUCAUUUCGGAGUAGAUCACUGCUCAGCUCAGCUCAGUCGUCGCUUUUCCAAGUAAGUGUGCCUUUUCUCAUGUGAAACGAAACGAAUCUUCAAUUUUCGAGAGGCGGAAACGCGCGUGCUGCAAUCGAUUGUAAACCCUGUGGAUCGGUGGAGAAAUGGGGAGAGGGAAGAUAGUGAUAAGGAGGAUCGACGAUAUGACGAGCAGGCAGGUGACGUUUUCGAAGCGGAGGAAUGGAUUGCUGAAGAAGGCGAAGGAGCUCGCGAUUUUGUGCGAUGCGGAGGUCGCGCUCAUCAUCUUCUCCAGCACCGGUAAAUUGUACGAUUUCGGAAGCACAGCCAGUAUGAAGUCGGUGAUUGAAAGGUACAACAAAGCAAAAGAGGAACCUCACCGGUUGGUGAAUUCAAUUUCUGAAGUCAAGUAUUGGCAAAGUGAAGUUAAUAUGCUGAGGCAACAAUUACAGAAAUUGCAAGAAAACCACCGGUUGUUACUUGGCGAGGGGCUUAAUGAUUUAAAUGUCAAGGACCUACAGAACUUAGAAAACCAGCUGGAGAUGAGUCUACGGGCUGUCCGAAUGAGGAAGGACCAUAUCUUAAUAGAUCAGAUUGAAGAGCUUAAUCAGAAGGCGAACCUGGUCCACCAAGAAAAUUCAGACUUGCAGAAGAAGGUAACAGUAAUUCGCCAAGAAAACAUGGAUUUGAAUAAGAAGGUGUAUGGAACAAGAGAUGCAACUGGAGCAGACACUAAUUCAUUCAUGACUGAAGGAUUAUGCAUCAGAGACGACCCAGAUGCAAGUAUAUGCCUCCAGCUUUGCCAGCCACAACAAACAAUUCAAGAGGCUACAAAGUCAGAGAGAAUCUCAAGACCAAAGUUCGAGUUUAUAUGCCAAGGUUCAUAUAUGCAGAUUUCAACAUGAAGACCUAAUUGAGCCAACACCUACUAGGCUUCAGCAUAUCAUUUUAUCUAAUAUCAUGUAUCAGUAAUGCACAUUUGACCGUUCAAGGAUAGUUUUCAUUA